AUGGCAAUGUUUGCUGACGAUACCAAAUGCCACCAUCCUAUUAAAAAUUCCCAAGAUAAGGUAACCCUUCAAUCCGACCUGGACAACAUUACCAACUGGUGUCACGACUGGGAAAUGGAGUUAAAUCAAAGUAAGUGUGGAGUGCUACAUCUUACAAGAUCUCGUGAACCAACCAUCACACAGUAUACGGUGCUUGGUACCCCAGUUAUCCGACCUAACAGUCAGAAAGGUCUUGGCAUAUCUAUAACUGGUGACCUCAAAUGGAACAAGCAAGUGCAGGAGAGUGCUGGGUUUAGUGAUGCGAACAACGUAGAUGAUUGGUAA
Messenger RNA from Paramuricea clavata, 324 nucleotides. The record is from the annotation of a GenBank genome assembly. Lineage: Eukaryota; Metazoa; Cnidaria; Anthozoa; Malacalcyonacea; Plexauridae.